Emericellopsis atlantica is the source of this 2256-nucleotide messenger RNA. Its product is annotated as ENTH domain-containing protein. Gene Ontology annotation, biological process: actin filament organization; endocytosis. The transcript is spliced from 4 exons. Lineage: Eukaryota; Fungi; Ascomycota; Sordariomycetes; Hypocreales; Bionectriaceae. Gene Ontology annotation, cellular component: clathrin vesicle coat; plasma membrane; endosome. The coding region runs from base 167 to 1906 and encodes 579 amino acids. Gene Ontology annotation, molecular function: phospholipid binding; clathrin binding. The record is from RefSeq and is a predicted model, not a curated record.
UUCGCGGCCGGAUAAUCCACGCAAGCGACUACGUCACUUCUCGACUUGCCUGGCGCAUCGGCCGAAUUCCAAUAUCCUACAUUGCUCAAUCACAGCCAGCGCAUCGCCGCGCAACUAGUUGCCAACGUUAGCCGGGACUUUGACAGUUGGAGAACCAGCCGCCACCAUGUCGCGGGUAAUGAGGAGUGUCAGGAAUGUCACAAAGGGCUAUUCCAGUACUCAAAUUAAGGUCCGAGAAGCGACGAGCAAUGACCCAUGGGGUCCGACAGGCACGCAAAUGAGCGAGAUCGCUCAGAUGACUUUCAACACAUCUAGCGAUUUCUACGACAUUAUGGAUAUGCUCGAUAAGCGCCUGAACGACAAGGGCAAGAACUGGCGACACGUCCUGAAAGCUCUAAAGGUUCUCGACUACUGUUUGCACGAGGGAUCGGAAUUGGUAGUGAGCUGGGCUCGCCAAAGCAUCUACAUCAUCAAAACCCUGCGCGAGUUCCAGUAUGUAGACGAGGAGGGUCGCGAUGUUGGCCAGAAUGUCCGCAUUGCCGCCAAGGAAAUCACUUCUUUAAUCCUCGACGAGGAGCGCCUGCGUGCGGAGAGGAGUGACCGAAAAUCGUGGAAGUCACGCGUCACUGGGCUCGAAGAAUUCCCCCCUCCAGGCAUGGAAGAUUCCGCCACGGGCCCAAGCCGCGACCGCCGCGGUCAGCGUGAGAGGAGACCGAACAACGAAGAGGAAGACGCAGAGUACAAGCUCGCGCUCGAGGCGAGCAAAUACCAGGAAGAAGAAGAUCGCAAGAAGAGAGAAGGUCGCACUCAGGUGGGCGACGUUGAUGACGAUCUGGCCAAAGCUAUCAAGCUGAGCAAGGAAGAGGAGGAGUAUCGCCGCCGAGAGCUCGAGGCAAGCAACGCAGCCUCCUUGUUUGACGACUCGCCAGCACAGGCUGCCCAGCCAAGUUAUACCGGAUUCAACGGAGGUUACCAGCAGGGAAACCAAGUUGAUUGGUUCGCGAACCCGGUAGACCAAAACCAAAGCCAGAACCAGAUGCAGACUCAACCAACUGGUUUCAUGUCCAACGCCUAUACGGGCUAUCAACAACCUCAGGCUACAGGCUUCCAGAAUACGUUCAGCACUCCGUUUGGCACUCAACCUACUGGAGCGAAUCCUUAUGGCCAGCAGCAGCAGCAGGGCUUCCAGCCCCAGCCUACUGGGUACAACCCUUACGGCCAGCAGCCGCAGGCACUCCAGAAGCAGCCGACAAUGCUCCAGUCUCCCGUUGAUGGACCUGGACCCUCGGCCGGCACGAACAAUCCAUGGGCGACGAAUAGCAGCAGUAAUGAUCACGCUGCGGCCAUGAAGCCGACGCCAACUGGCUCUAAUAACCCGUUUGCGCAGUUCAACCGGCCAUCCUCCGCCCAGCCGACCAUGAAUAGCCUGGGAGCUGUGCCAGAGCAGAAGACCCUGGCGUCUUUCCAAUCUCAGCCUGGACAACUGCAACAGCAGCCCUCCUUUGGCCAGCAGCAGCAGCAGCAGCAGCAGCCCUCAUUCAACAACCCGCAGCAGAAGGAGCUCAACGAACACGAGUCAAAGCUCAACUCUCUGCUUGCUACAGGUGAUGGAAUGGACACGUACGGAAACACUGGACAGAUGCGUAUUCCGGCACAGCACACUGCCCCCGGAACCUUUGUCAACAGUGCAGGCUCCGGCAUCAACCGCCUCCAAGCAGAGCAGACCGGCAACAACCCUUUCUUGCGACAGCAGUUCACUGGCAUGCCAUCUGUCAGCUACGGAAACCAGCCUCACCCCCCUGUGCCCGCACUUCCCGCUGGCAUGAAUGGCCAAGGGACUAACAAUCCGUUUGGCCAGCAACAGCAGCCUGGACAGCAGCAGAACCAGGACCUCAUUCAAUUUUAGCCGAACUCGGCAAAUGCAGUGGCGUUUCGGGGCUUCGUGUGUUUCAACAUUUUACUUCUAGCCCUCGUUCGGAUCCGAAUUCCCAAUCCCCAAUUCUAGGCGGAACCUUUUUGAUUCAUUUGACGCCCUGCCCUCUCAUGCUUGCUCUUCUCGUCUGACAUCAGUAUUGCUACGGGAGGCUGAAGUGUGGUUAUCUUUGUCGGAUACUGAUUACAUGGGGCGGGCGGACAUUGGCCCUGAGGUAGAUAGCGCGUUCUCAGAUCCCCAGACCUAGAUUUACAUUCCACAAUUGAUGUAUGGGGUAGUAGUCAUGGUUACUUUCGUGCCUUCAUCGUGAAUCUGAUGGGCGU